Messenger RNA from Symbiodinium pilosum, 1779 nucleotides. NCBI's taxonomy places the organism in Eukaryota, Dinophyceae, Suessiales, Symbiodiniaceae. The record is from the annotation of a GenBank genome assembly.
AUGGGUGCAGAGGUGACCAAGGUGGAACUGCCCGGUGUCGGCGAUCUGUCACGCUGGAUAUUCAUCAGUGAAGACGAUUCACGCAGCGCCUACUUUCACGCCUGUAACCGUGGCAAGAAGAGUAUGACGCUGGAUCUGCGGGUUCCGGAAGGGGUUGAGAUUUUCAAAGCGCUGGCCGCUGAGGCUGAUAUUGUUCUCAGUAACUUCAAAGCCGGCACCAUGGAAGCCUGGGGUUUGGGGUUCGAGGAUCUUGCUGCGGUGAACCCUGGUUUGAUCUGGGCGGCGGGCAGCGCCUUCGGGCACUUAGGUGCAGAUGCGGAUCGCGAAGGUGCAGACCUUGCCGGACAGUGUGCGGGCGGAUUGAUCAGUACCAUCGGCCAUGAUGGUGCACCGGCGUCUCCAGUAGGCGUCACCAUUGCAGAUCAUAUUGCAUCCCAGAACAUGCUUGCUGGCAUCCUUGCGGCGCUGGUCAGCCGGGGCCGCACCGGCAAAGGGCAGCGCAUCGAUGUAUCGCUUCUGGGCGGUCAGGUGUGGGCGCAGGCAGCUGAAUACAGUCACUUUCUGUUAAGUGGUGAAGUCCCCGGCCGGUCGAACGGUGGUCACCCUUUACUGCGUGGAAUGUAUGGCAUUUUUGCCACGGCAGAUGGUUGGAUCGGCAUUAUUGGUGUGUCCCCGGACGCGCGUGAUGCGUUCUAUAUCGCGAUGGAUAAACCCGAACUUGCCCUGGACCCUCGCUUCCAGGGUUUAUUGGCAAGCCGGGAAGAUAUGCAGUUCCUGUUUGCUGAGCUGACACCUGCGUUUCAGCAGAAGACCACCGCGCAGUGGUGUGAGGUGCUGCGUGAAAUGGGGGUGCGCUAUGCCCCGGUCAGGAAUUAUGCCGAGGCGGCGGACGAUCCUGGUAUGUGGAAAAAUGGUUAUCUGCAGAAUGUUUCAGCAAGUGACGGUAAAGAUAUUGCCGUUGUGGGUACGCCGAUCGGCAUGAGUGCAACGCCUUUACAGCCCCAGGCAGAAGCGCCGGAAUUAGGUGCCGAUACACAACACGUGCUGAGCGGGUUGGGUUACAGCGAUGCGCAGAUUGAUGCCUUUCGCGAGCGAGCGAUCAUAUGUUUGCAUCAUCUGGCCAUCUGCACCGCCAACAUGAAAGAACAGAUUGAAUUCUUCACUGACAAAUUAGGUAUGGAGCUGCAGGCGCUGUACUGGAUGCACGGCGUUGAAAAUACCUGGCAUGGCUUUCUCAGGCUGAAUGACGAAAGUGCCAUCGCGUUUGUCUGCAAUCCAGACAUAGAAGGGAUUGAAGUACACCUCGGUGCUACCCACGCUGGCAAUCCAGGCGCAAAUUCCGCCCGUGGGACCAUGCAACACCUGGCGUUCAAAGUGGAGAACCACGAAGAACUCAUGGCGAUGCGUGACCGCCUCCGCAGCAAAGGUGUGCCGGUUAUGGGUCCGGUCAAUCACGGUAUGUGUGUCUCCAUGUAUUUUGCCGGGCCAGAAAAUCUCUCGUUGGAAUUGUCGUAUUCUGAAGAACCGAUCAAUGCAGAUCUGUGGAUUGAUCCGGAAGUGGUGGAGCUGGCUGGCAUAUCCGCGGAGGAACUGGCGCGUUACAAACAACCGGCACCAUUUGCCGAUCAGGCAGGUGGUGUCGCGCAACCGUCGCUGUCCGGCGACGGACCGCAUAUGACUAACUAUCCACCGGGUGUGUAUGAAGGCGUUAUGUCGGUGCCGGAUGAAGUCAUGUGGGAUUCGCUGGAAAGUGAACCGCCGGUAAAACAAGCGGGCUGA